AUGAGGAAGAUGGAGUAUUUGAAGACAAUUCUGCAUAGGAUAUAUUGGAAGUUCAUGGUGCAUAGGCCACUUAUUAGGAAGACAAUAAAUAAUAUUUUCUAUCGGUUCAUAUAUGAGACAGAGAAGUACAGUGGAAUUGUAGAGCUUUUGGAGAUUCUUGGAAGUAUAAUUAAUGGGGUUGCACUGCCAAUGAAGGAGGAGCACAAAUUGUUUCUUGUGCAGGCUUUGAUACCACUCCAUAUGCCCAAGCCAGUAGCAAUUUACCAUCAGCAGUUAUCCUACUGCAUUACUCAGUUUGCGGAAAAAGACUUCAAAUUGGCAGAUACCGUUAUAAGGGAUUUGUUGGAGUAA
This is a messenger RNA of Fraxinus pennsylvanica, 351 nucleotides long. The record is from the annotation of a GenBank genome assembly. Lineage: Eukaryota; Viridiplantae; Streptophyta; Magnoliopsida; Lamiales; Oleaceae.